Messenger RNA from Vigna angularis (adzuki bean), 608 nucleotides. Its product is annotated as ATP-dependent DNA helicase Q-like 3. Lineage: Eukaryota; Viridiplantae; Streptophyta; Magnoliopsida; Fabales; Fabaceae. The record is from RefSeq and is a predicted model, not a curated record. The transcript has 3 exons. Bases 219 to 548 code for a protein of 109 amino acids. Gene Ontology annotation, biological process: double-strand break repair via homologous recombination. Gene Ontology annotation, molecular function: nucleic acid binding; four-way junction helicase activity; 3'-5' DNA helicase activity. Gene Ontology annotation, cellular component: cytoplasm; chromosome.
AUGGUUCACAUUUGUACUCCUAUGAGCAAAUCUUAUAUUAACAAUCAGGUUUUUAAAAGCCCCCGCGGAGUGUACCUCAAUACAAAACGUUUUAUCCCUUUUCUUUUACAGCGCGUCAGACGUAUAUUUUUUUUUUAUCCAUUGGAAGAAAGAAAAACCCGCGAAAGGCUUUGCACCGAUCAAUUUGCGAAACCCUUCUAUCAAAGGUUGGAACUGAAAUGCAGAAGAAGUCGACAUUGCCACUGAGCGACGCGAAUGCGAACAGAAAGAGGAAGGAAGUGCGCAGCAAGGAAACAUUGGUGAAGCUUCUAAGAUGGCAUUUUGGGUACCCUGAUUUUAGGGGCAUGCAAUUGGACGCUAUUCAGUCGGUGCUUUCAGGAAAGGAUUGUUUUUGUCUUAUGCCAACUGGGGGAGGCAAGUCAAUGUGUUAUCAGAUCCCUGCAUUGGCAAAACCAGGAAUUGUGCUCGUUGUAUCUCCUUUAAUAGGUGGAUGGCUUUCUUCUUGUGUACAUGUUGUGUCUUUAGCUGUGCUUGUUGCUGCUUGGUAAUUCUCAUAAUUUUUUAUGCUAGGAUACUACUGUGAUGUCUGACUUUUGUUCUGCUGACAG